Sclerotinia sclerotiorum 1980 UF-70 is the source of this 246-nucleotide messenger RNA. RefSeq lists its product as hypothetical. Lineage: Eukaryota; Fungi; Ascomycota; Leotiomycetes; Helotiales; Sclerotiniaceae. The transcript is spliced from 2 exons. The record is from RefSeq and is a predicted model, not a curated record. The coding region runs from base 1 to 246 and encodes 81 amino acids.
AUGCCUAAUCGCACAAACGAUUUAACCAAACCCACCACAAAAAAGAUCCCCUCAAAAGUCUGUUCAUCGAAAUCACGAGGUCGAGUCGUCACAUCUCCGGGGACUUCAGACGACGAGGUGAGCCAUGUCAGCAGCGAGGGAAGGUCAUCUGAUUUAGAAAGUUCAAAAGGAUCUACUUGUUCGGGGGAUUGUGGAAAGGUUAGAGGAUGUGGAAGGAAAGAGAAGAGUGUUAGUUUGGAGUUUUAA